AUGUCGGCACUAGUUUCAUCAGAAAACGUGCCCAAUGGCACAAUGAAUAAUAACCUUAAUGGAAAACUUGAAAAAAGAGGAGGCCCCUCAAGAGGAUCUGGAAGAAAGCCACGCCAACUUCGACCCGAAGAGGUUCCAUUCAAGAUCCAAAUAGACGAAAAAAGCAGAAUCAUAGCCAAACUACAAAAUGAAUUGUCAUCCAUAAAUAACCAUAUUAACAGCAAUAGAGGCGGAUUGUCUGCAAACGAUGAGCGUAGCCUCAUAAAAAGUAGGCUUGAUGAUAUACAGAGCCGAAUUAACUCAUUGGAUAUAAAGCGUUCAGCCUUCCUUGACGAACUAGAUAAUAAGCAACGUGAUAUCAGAAAGAAAAACAAAACUCUUUCCGAAUUAAAGACAGCUUCAGGAUACAAAAGCGAACAUGAAAUUGAUCAUCAGAUCAAGUUCCUGGAAGGCUUGAUGAUGACCUCAUCCCUGAGCCUUAAGGAGGAAAAGUCCAUGAUGUCUCAACUACAGCAGCUCAGAAAUACCAAAGCCUCCCUCGAACGCCUUAAAAUGGAGUCACUUAACACAAGGGAAUCGGUGGAUGGCAUGAUCAUGGACGUCAAGAGCAAUCUCGAUAACCUCAGGGAUGAACUUAACCUCUUGAGAAAGGCUAAAAGAGAGGAGAGCCAGAAGUUAUUUAAUUUGAACGAGAGCAAGAAGAAAACCAUGGAUUCCAUGAAGGAGUAUUUCACAGAGAAGAGCCGCCUGAUGACCGAGAUCCAGGAACACAUCAACGACAAACGCAACUUAAUGAAGCAGUUGGAAGAGCUGAACAACGAAUAUUACACAAAACAGAAGCUCUUACAACAGCAAAAGUUGAAGAAACAGCAAGAAGAAAGAGAACGUAGAGCACUGGAAAACGAGGUCAGGCAGCUCCAAUCCCAGCUCGACAACUGUGACUUCUUGCCUUACGACAAGGAAGUUAGGCUACUGCAACAAGUUUUAACAUUUUUAUCAACACUCGAAAACACAAAUACAACUAAAGAACCCUCAACAACCACUAAGGAAACAGUUACCGUUGAACACAAUGGAACCUCUCCGAGCCUGGUCAAGGACGAAUAUGGAAUGAGAUUGGUGCCCAAGAAGGACAGAGAUGAAUAUUUCAUCUCACCAAAGACUAAGAAAGAAAAGAACAAGAAUAAGGACAAGUCUUCAAAGUUUAAAAUUGAUAUGGCUACUUUGAGUUACUUUGAAAGCUGCGGUGUUGAUCCUCCCACAUGCCUAGAUUCUCUCCCCAGUUGUCGUGAAAAGUUACAGCAGAAACUAGACCAUUACAACAGCUUGAGGAGUGAAUGCAACGUAGAGGACAUGAGGAAUCAAAUUGCACAGAAACUUGACUUAGCCAACAAGAAGCUUGAAGCCUUUUCUAAAUCACCUAAGGGUGUCAAUCAAGGCCCAUUAGUCGAUACCUCUAAUUCACAAGUCAACCCUGAAGUUUCUCAGGAAUCUUAA
This is a messenger RNA of Theileria annulata, 1494 nucleotides long. RefSeq lists its product as uncharacterized. The record is from RefSeq and is a predicted model, not a curated record. The transcript has a single exon. Gene Ontology annotation, cellular component: nuclear outer membrane-endoplasmic reticulum membrane network; ribonucleoprotein complex; endoplasmic reticulum. Bases 1 to 1494 code for a protein of 497 amino acids. Gene Ontology annotation, molecular function: mRNA binding. Gene Ontology annotation, biological process: intracellular mRNA localization. NCBI's taxonomy places the organism in Eukaryota, Apicomplexa, Aconoidasida, Piroplasmida, Theileriidae.